UUUAACUUACAAAAAAACACAAGGACACCGGAGCCGAGGCAGCGCCAGUCACGCAGACAAGCACAUUAUAGACACGCAACCCGGGGGAGCGCUAAGAGCGGAGUGCGCGAGUGGAGAGAUUCCAGGAAAACUGCGAGGAGAUCUGGAUACUAAAAUGGGCAGAAAGGAGCACAUAAAAUUUAACAGGAGCACUCGUGAGGCUUAAUGAGGCGUCACUGAUCUGGCAGCCUUGAAAGCAGGGUUGUGUGUGCAUUCGAUUUAUGUGGAAUGCAUGGUAUGGACUUUGCUUCUUUCCAGUGUACAGAAUAAAUAUUCCAGGUUUGCAAAUACUAGCACAGCAACUGUGGACUCGAUGAGUAGAUUUUAAAAAAUCGUUUUUCGAGUUGAAUUGCAGUAAAAUAAUAGUAAUAGCUAUUGCAUUACUAGUGUGCGAGGACUCUGUUUCAGUUAUUAAAAAAACAAAAACAAAAAAACAAAGACAACAGAUGGUGUGUGUGUGUGCGUUACUGUAAUGUAAUGGCAUUAUACUAGCCGGCUGUACAUACACCUUAUAUUGGAAAGGGGCCGUUUAGGAAAUGUUCUGUAAUUGAACAAUUACUGUACGUUGGCGCUUUGUCAAUUUUUCAGAUCGCCGGUGCUGGCAAGGAAGCUGAAAAUAAUAACCAUCGACAUAAUAAUAAUAAUAAUAAUAAUAAUAAUAAUAAUAAUAAUAAUAAUAAUAAUUCAAUUAAAAAGCCUGGCACGCAUGUUGGUUUUGAAUCUCGUGGAACUUGCUUGGCUGGGGUGCAGCGCUUAAUUGGUGUGUAGUGAAGCUGUCGUGGGAUCUCUUUUUCCUUUGUGCAGUGGUACGGGACGCUCAGAAAGGAGACAGAGACUGAGAUUCUGCAGUUCUCCACAAAAGCGACGCACGCCAACGAAGCGCUUAGAAAGGAAAGAGCAUGUUUACAUUUUGACACAGGAAAACUCCGAAUGAAAAGGAGAUCUCUGCUGCUGUGUUGGUACUGUUUGUAAAGAAUGACUUACUGGGCGCAGUUACAAGAGUUUGCCAUUGUUUCCACGCUACAGUAAUAAUAAUAGUUACAAUAACGUCCUUUUGUUUUAAAUCAUUUUCGCGAGGGCAUGUGACAAAUUAAUGUUUUCGGAAAUAAAAUUUAAAAAGUUACACCGAUUACCGCUUACAAACCGUACCUCCUUUUGUUAGUAAGACUAAGAGGAGGGUCGACAUUUUAAACUGACAGAAACAACCUCCUAUUCCCUGCUUCGUGGAAGCGCACUGACGGGACGGGCUCUGCCGUGGAAGGAUGGGGGUCGCCUGGAGGAGCCGGACAGUGAUGACGGGCUGGGAUCUGAUGCUUGUUAUUCUCCUGGUUCUAGUCUGCAGUACUAGAACUGCAUCGACUGAAGAGGACAGAUUCAGCGCAGAGUCUUGGCUGCGGAUGUAUGGCUACCUCCCCCAGGCCAGCAAGCAGAUGUCCACCAUGCGGUCAGCGCAGAUCUUGUCCAGUGCCAUCGCGGAUAUGCAGCGAUUUUAUGGGCUGACGGUGACUGGAGAGAUGGACGACGAAACACGAACUUCAAUGAAGAGACCGCGGUGUGGCGUCCCUGACAAGUUCGGAGGUCAAAUCAAAGCAAACGUACGCAGGAAGCGUUUUGCUCUGACAGGGCACAAGUGGAAUAAGAUCCUGCUGUCCUUUAGCAUCCAGAACUACACCCCCAAGAUCGGCGAGUACGAGUCGUAUCAGGCGAUCCGACAGGCGUUCAAGGUGUGGGAGAGUGUGACGCCGCUGCGCUUCGAGGAGAUCCCCUACCACGAGGUCAAGUACAGCCGCCGCAAGGAGCCCGACAUCAUGAUCUUCUUCGCCUCGGGUUUCCACGGCGACAGCUCCCCCUUCGAUGGCGAGGGGGGCUUCCUGGCCCACGCCUACUUCCCCGGGCCCGGGAUGGGGGGCGACACCCAUUUCGAUUCAGACGAGCCCUGGACCAUUGGCAACACUGACCUCAGCGGCAAUGACUUGUUCCUGGUGGCUGUCCAUGAAUUGGGUCAUGCUCUCGGGCUGGAGCAUUCCAACAACCCUUCUGCCAUCAUGGCCCCUUUCUACCAGUGGAUGGACACGGAGAACUUUGAGCUGCCAGAGGAUGACCGCAGAGGAGUCCAGCAGAUCUAUGGGCCACCGGACAGUGACCCCAAACCCACCAAAACCCUGCCCAGUGUCACCCCUCGCUGGCCCUCCAAACCUGAACCCAAACCACCACAGCCACCCAGAACCCCACCCGGCGGGAAACCAGACAAACCCAGGAACCCCGAUCUGGACAGGCCACGCACCACUGACCGGCCAGACCACUAUGGACCCAAUGUAUGUGACGGGAAUUUCGACGUGGUCACAGUCCUGCGAGGGGAAAUGUUCGUCUUCAAGGGGAGCUGGUUCUGGAGGGUACGACACAAUCGGGUGCUGGACAAUUACCCCAUGCCUAUCGGUCACUUCUGGAGAGGGCUUCCUGGGGACAUUGACGCAGCUUACGAGAGGCAUGACGGGAAAUUCGUCUUUUUUAAAGGCAGUAAUUUCUGGUUGUUUCGGGAGGCCAACCUGGAAGCAGGUUACCCCCAGGAGCUGGUGGAGUACGGACAGGGCAUCCCCUACGACAAGAUAGAAACAGCCAUUUGGUGGGAACCCACGGGGUUCACUUACUUCUUCAAUGGAGACAGGUACUGGCGGUUCAGCGAGGAAGCACGUGCCGUUGACAAGGAUUACCCGAAGCCGAUCAGCAUGUGGGGGGGCAUCCCGUCCUCUCCCAAGGGAGCCUUCCUGAGUGACGACGGAGCCUAUACCUAUUUCUACAAAGGCACCAAGUACUGGAAGUUCGAUAACCAGAGGAUGAAGAACGAGCCAGGCUAUCCCAAAUCCAUCCUGCGGGAUUUCAUGGGCUGCCAUGAUGACCUGGACCGGGAUAAGGAUGUGGGCCGUAAGUGGCCCGAUGUGGACCGGACACCGUUUAACCCUGAUGCUGGUACAGAUGGCAAUGACGGCACAAAUGACGUUGAUUACAAAGAUGAGGACAAAACUGACAACGACGUGGACAUUGUGCUCAAAAUCGACGAGUACACGCGUACCAUGAACAUCGUCAUGGUGAUUGUGCCUUUAAUCCUGCUGCUGUGCAUUUUGGGAUUGAUUUACAUUAUCAUCCAGAUGCAGAGGAAAGGGGUGCCCCGUCUUUUGGUCCACUGCAAACGGUCUCUGCAGGAGUGGGUUUGACCUUUCACCUUUGACACUUUCCCCAACCCUCCCUGCCCCUCCUGACCCAACACGCCCUUCCCAUGGUGCUACCAAUUCUGUAGACUGAUAUCAAAAAGUUUGCACAUCGAGUUUUGAACGAGGAUGUUUUUUGGAAUUCUUUUUCCUUUUAUUUCUAUAUGAUCUGCAGUAUGCCUUCACUUUAUGCAACACUGUCGUCUUGUCACCCUUUUUAAACAAAGUUCAGAGUAAGCAUUAUGCGUUGAUAAAUUUGCGCACUGGACACAUGCAUUACAUGCUUUUCAGAUGAUGUUACACCCAAUGCCUUUUACUUAGGAGCAGCUGGACACACCUAGAAAGAAUAUGCAUGGUCUCUACCACAAGAAUCUGAGAUUAGAAGUGACUUUUUACUGUUAAAGACUGACGUACCAUGGGGGGGGUGGGGGUGGGGGGCGGUGCAAGGUAGGGCAAUGGACUACAGUACUGGUUCUUCUUGUGCUAAAAAUGUAAGUGAGAGAUAGCUUCCAAAAUUAGAAAACAACCCUCACCCAAGCCAAAUAUAAAUUAGAUUUUGAAGAAACCACCAUGGAUGCCAUCCCAGGACAAGGAUUUAACUGUCUAGUGUCUGUUCUUAUUCCUUUUCAGUUCUUUUUUUCGCAACUGUUUUUUUAUGCAGUGUUGAUGAUAGCAUUUUUUUGAGGCAUUAUAAAGGCAAGUUGAUUCCGAGGUUGUGAGGAGCCAUAGGAAAAAAAAACAAAUAAAGAAAACCUUAUCUGAUGAGUGUGUGGAAUGGCUGACCGUCCAUUAAUAUUGACCAGGCCUGAUGCCUGGGCCCCACUGACACUAUCAUAGAUAAUGAUUUGUGUGCAAGACAAAGCUGCUACAGACUGCCAGGCAGGGCUGUUACUUAAUUAAUCUAUAGGUGCUGAAGGGCAAAGGGUUUGGAGCAAGGAACAAAAAAGGGAAAAGGCUUUAAUGUUGUGGGGUCCUGAUAUUGAGCCGGAGGUAUUGCUUUUUCUAACUCUCUCAACUAGCUGGUUAUAGAGUUCCAGUACAUACUUCUGAGUGAUGAGGUCGUCUUCUUCGCUAAUAGUUGUCUGUAUUGUAAGAUCCUUGUCCUGAGCUCUGAAUUGAAUUUGCUGGCUUGGUUAUUCCAGUUGGCUAUUUUGCUGGCUGCAGGACACGCUGGUGCUGUACAGUGCUCUCUUUGUUUUAUUCCAGUGCAUUAUCCUCUUAAUUACUUUUACUGGCUCUUCAGGUCUCUCAGGAAUGGCUGAAAGCUCACAGCUUCACAUUGCUGUGAUCCUGGAGAGCUGUUAUUAUUGAGGUCCAAUCGGCCACACUCUAGAGAAUGGAGUGUUUUAGUUCUGCUGAAUGCAAGGCAGAUAA
Messenger RNA from Polyodon spathula (Mississippi paddlefish), 4619 nucleotides. It is a transcript of the gene mmp15a, whose product is annotated as matrix metallopeptidase 15a. Gene Ontology annotation, cellular component: extracellular matrix. Lineage: Eukaryota; Metazoa; Chordata; Actinopteri; Acipenseriformes; Polyodontidae. The transcript is spliced from 10 exons. Gene Ontology annotation, biological process: collagen catabolic process; proteolysis; extracellular matrix organization. The coding region runs from base 1302 to 3251 and encodes 649 amino acids. The record is from RefSeq and is a predicted model, not a curated record. Gene Ontology annotation, molecular function: zinc ion binding; metalloendopeptidase activity.